UUGAACUUAUGCAGCGCUUAUGCGGAAAAAAAAGUAAGCGGUGACCUGUGCAAUCGUUUAUGUUAUCGAAAGGACUGGAAUGUCUUAGAUAUCCAUGAAGGGAAUAAAAUCGUCAUAAUAAUCAAGGAUGGUGGCCAGGAGGUUGUCCUGAAAAGCCAGCAUGCAAGCAUCGAUGAUUUUCAGCAUUUGGAUCGGCGUGUCAACGAAAGUGAUUUCUUUGAUGCUGUGCUUGGUACCGUGAACUAUAACCUAAGGUUAGGUUGGCCGGCACACUACAAACGCCAUCUGAUCGAAAUUCUUUGGCCAACAUAUGUCCGGAAGCAAGGUGGCCCCCUAUCGGAUGCGGAUCGUCGUAGUCUCUGGGCACUUCUUUCGCAGGAUGAAUACAUUACAUUUCGGGUAUUGCCGCUUUCACGCGUUACACCAAAGAUAAUCGGGAGCUGUGGACAUUUUUAUCAGGUGGAAAAACUGGUUGCAUUUCACAUGAAAGGUUAUUAUAUGAAUUUGAAAGCGAAAAUAUUGCUUCAUUUA
Gongylonema pulchrum is the source of this 531-nucleotide messenger RNA. Lineage: Eukaryota; Metazoa; Nematoda; Chromadorea; Rhabditida; Gongylonematidae. The record is from the annotation of a GenBank genome assembly.